GCUGCACGGGGCAGCGCUGCAGAAGAGAGAUGAGCCCGGCCUUGUGACUGCAACCACCACGCUUUAUAUCCCAUCUGGGCAUUCGCAUUAUUAGCAGCAGGCUCUUUUUCAUGUGGGCCCCGGCCUGCCGUUGAACGCCUUGGGUCUGUCCCAUUGUGGCCAUGUACUUGCCUACCUGGGCAGUGGGCAGUGGGCAGUGUGCGUCGCCCAUGAUCAGGACCCUCCAAUGAAACCUCAACCCAUGACCCCCGCCUGCCCCAGAGGACCUCAGGCCCACGAUGACAGAAGGGGGAAUUUCUCGUGGCAUCAUGGGUAGGGCGGGUUGACAUCCCCUGGGGUCGAUCUCUGAAGAGAUGCACUCCUGCCCGCCUUUCUUUUAUUCCCCUCCUGCCGCUGGCUGCUAUCGCACCGCGCUCUCUCUCUUGUGGUCUGUCUCCAAAGGUUUGAUCGCCCAAUCGAUCCGUCCCUUAGCCUUGCCAGCAUUCAGUCGGCCUUGUCGUUCCUUACACCGGUAUCCUCUCGUCCACUCGUUUGUCCACACUUCUCCGACUCCGGCUUUUCCUUGCGUCGAGUAUCGAGUACAUGCCGUAACGUCGUACUCCAUAGCCUAGACUUCCAGCUGCCCGCAUUUCCUUCGCCGUCCUUCACUAUUACAUCGACAUCCUCAGUCCGUCUCGUCUAGCUCAGACCCAUUGCCCCUACGCCAAACUCUGUUUGCUCUGUCCAGCCCUCUUGUUUCCUCGGCCAAUAUUGUUUGAUCUCCCACCUUCAAGCGAGUGCUCGUGCCUCUCGGCCGACUUUACCUGAGCUUCUUCCCCGUCCUGCCCGUCCUGCCCGUGCCCUCUUUUCCCACUUUUGUUGACGGAUGAUGAGUCCCAUUCGCCUGCACACCUGCUAGACCCGGUGGAUUUUCUCUUUUCCCUACAGAGUCUUCUCGUCUCCUCACCUGGGCAUAUAGGGAGCUGUGAGGGGCCAACCGGGAAAUACCAGUAAUACCAAGGUCUCCUCAGUCACACACAAUGAGGGCUACUCGGAUACCAGGGAUAUGGGGUGUGCUCUUCUGCUUCCUCCUGUGCUUUCACGUCGCCCUCGCGGGUGUUGCGCAACCCCUUCCACGGCAGGAUGAUAUUAUAACCGACGCUCCUGCCUCGGCCGCACCCUCAUCUACCACUGAAGAUGCUGCCUCGGCAUCCUUCACAAUUUCAGCAGACAACUCCGCCAUUUCCGGGGUUGAGAGCUCCCCUAUACCAUCCUCGAUAUCUGCAACCGAGACGGGCACUCCAGUGCCCACAGUGACAGGCGGUACCACUGAUCUUAACUCUACUCUAUUUAAUAUUACUAUUGCUGCGGGUGAACUACCCUUGAAGCCCCGCGUCACUCCGGGGUUCUCUGUCGCCGGCGUCAUCCUGAUCUUGACGGGCACUGCCUACACCCUCAUCGGCAUCAAGACCCGGUGGCUGCACUGCUUCCUUUCUGCCGGUUUCCUGGCCGCCGUCGGUGUGACAGUUCUCAUCAUAUAUGUCAUGAACCCACCCAUAUCCAAUGGUGUGCAGGGCGCCUACGUUGUCGCAGCCACAGGCACGGGACUGUUACUCGGUGGUGCCGCCCUUGUCUUCAAGGAGGUCACGGAAUGCCUUGCUUGCUUGCUGGGUGGGUUCUGCCUGGCCAUGUGGCUUCUAACCUUGAAGGAAGGUGGUCUGCUCGGCUCAGGAGGAGCUCCUGUGACAAUAUUCAUCGCCGUGUUCUCGGCUGCCUCGUUUGCGGGCUAUUUCAGCAGAUGGACGCGAGCCCAUUUCAUGAUCGCUUGCAUCUCCCUCAGCGGGGCAACUGCAGUUGUCAUGGGGAUUGACUGCUUCAGCCGUGCUGGGCUCAAGGAGUAUUGGGCGUGGGUCUGGAACAUUAAUGAUAAGCUGUUCCCCUUUGGUGCCGAUACAUAUCCGCUCACCAGGGGGAUCAAAGUCGAACAAGCUGUUACCAUCAUCAUCGCCCUUAUCGGCCUCGUCUCCCAGAACAAGCUCUGGCUCGUUGUCAAGGCACACCGGGCGAAGAAAGAGGAAGAACGCAUCAGAGCGGAAGCCGAAAACCAGGAGCAUGAAGCAAACGUGGGAAGGGACGUAGAGAUGGCCACUGCGAGCGAAAGGAAGCAGUGGGAAGCAGUCUAUGGCAGCAAGAGCGGCAUGGGAGUGCACACCUCGGAAGAUUCUAAUGUCGGGGAUAUCUACCACGAAAGGAAGGCUCGGAACAGUGGUACAACCACCACCGCCACGGCAACCCGCCGCUCAACGAUCGACGAGCGAGAGGAAAUUGAGUUGGCCGAGAUCCCAAUCGUCGAGGAGCAAUCUCCGGUCAGUGCCGAGGCGAAGCUCGUGGAGGAACGGCCCGAGCCGCCACCAAAGCCCAAGACGGCAGCAGAGAAGGUCCUCGACAGGAGCGCAGAUGGCAUGGUUACUGUCCGCGUUGCUGCUGACGACGAUACACUCGGCUCGCCGGCCGCCGAAAACGAAGAAAAGUUCUGGCUCAUUGGCGAUGAUGGAGAGGCGCGACUCGUCCCCAAAGCGUCUGCAGAAUUCAGAGCAAAGUCCUCGACGCCAACGCCAAAUCUCGUGUCGCUUCCCUUCCGAGUGCCCGCUGAGGCUGCCGAGACUGUGGCAGGAGGUGACGACGACCAAUCUUCUGUGGCUGCGAUCGCCGACCACGACGGUGACUUUCUGGAGACACGAAGCACCGCGAGCAGGAGGAGCUCAAUUGUGAAUCGACUAUCAGUCGGGUCAGUCGACUUAUUCCGGAGGAUAUCACAGCGAUCAUUGGGGAGGAGAAUGGACACUGCGGCUCGUGGCAAGAGCGCGAGUAGAGAGGAUUUGACGUCUCCCGUGAAGGAGGACAAUGAGUCCAUCGCCGCUACUCUGGAUGGGUCAGACGAGGGCAGCAUCAGGGCAGUGACACCAACUGAUGAGAAACCUUUUAACAAGGAGAUCAAGGCCGAGUUGGCAGGCGAGAGGACACAAGAGAAGGCCCCUGCGGAGACACCGGCCUCGGGAGCGACUGUCUCAACUGACAUUCUGAAGUCAUCGGCAGCCGACCAAAACACAACAAAGUCUCCAGAUGCGAACGCCACACUCAAGCCAAGCCUAGAAUCGAUGCUCACAUCAGAGAAGGCAGACGCAAAGAAAGUGGAAGAUGCAUCGCCUGUAAACGAGGAGAGCGUGUCUAAAGCGGGCAAGUCGAUUGCAUCAGAGACCUCCUCCGUCCCGGUGAGCCUCACGAAGGAUCGACUUCCUCGCGGGCUGUCCAAGGUCGCACUGUCGUACCGAACCAAUGAAUGGGCCAAGCACCUGUCCAACGCCGAGAUGCCUUCACCGGCCGAGCUCCGGAUCCCACACGAGCCGGAGCCAGAGCUUAUCGAGGUCAAAGAGGUUGAGGAGAAAGCAGCGCCGGUGGACGUGAAUGAGCUGAAGAAGACGGCCUUGGACGCCACUCCACCUCCUGCCAUGCCCAGAUCUGUCUCGAGGAUGUCAGUACAGCAAGCGGCCCUUGCACAAGGACACCUUUCACCGGCCCAGCGAGUGUCUUCAGACGUGAGGCGCGUUUCUGGAAGGGCCAUAUCUGCAAUGGCAGAGGACGACGACACCAGGUCCAUAAUGAGUAUCGACAGCAGGAACGCUGCCAGGAGUGCGGCGGCGGCUGCUUUGACAGGUGAAGCAGUCAGCGGGACACCAGCCAUGACCGCGAGCGGGAACAGCAGCCCCCCCGCGGCCAAACACAUUUCAUCGAGACCACCUGUGCCCGGCCUGGUCUCUUAUGACAGCCCACAGACCCUGAUCGGACAACGCGACAUGCUGAUGCGGAAGAAAGCAUCGGUGCUCCGACCAGACUCGGUCCAAGCGGGCAAGGUCAGCCCUCCCUCAUCCAACUCGGCAUCAGAAUCCGGCUCCGUCCGCGGCAUCGCACCGUCGCCCGCCUACGGAUCCGUAGCGGCGAUGGGCCCACCCCAAGCCUGGCGGAACCACAGCGGCUCAGGGAACGCGCUGCCCAGCCGCAGGAGCUUCGAGAUGGGCGGCAUGUCAUCAGGGCCUGCCCUGAUCGACGCCGACGACCUGCCGCUCAGCCAGCGCAAGGCGAUGAUGCGCCAGGACAGCAGGACAUCGAUCAACAGCGGCUCGCUGGUGGGCGGGGCCAACUUCAACUCGCACCAGCCGCAGCGCACGUCCAACCUCCCCAGCCAGGCGGCGCGCGAGUCGCAGCUCGCCAGCUUCAGGCAGUCCGUCCAGCAGGACCUGCGCAGCGCGUCCGCGGGCCAGCCAGCGGUGAACGCGAACGCGCAGCUCGGGCACGGCGGCGGGUUCAACCCGGGCGCCACCACCCAGCAGGGCGGUGGUGCAGGCGGCGGCGGCGGCGGCCCGCUGAUCAACUCCAUCUACGGGGUCCCGGGGACGUCGUCGGCCAACUCGCUGCCGCAGCACGUGGUGCGGCAGAGCUACGACGCCGAGGUGCAGCGGGACAUUGACACGCAGCGCAGCUUCAUGAUGGGCCAGCGGCAGGCGGAGGCGCAGAAGCAGGCGACGCUCAAGAGCGAGCGGGAGCGCGCGGGCCGCAUGUUUGAGCAGCGCAUCCGGUCGGACCGCGACCUGAUGGAGAUGCACCGCGAGGCCAUGCGCAAGAUGCAGAGGCGGGCUAGCCAGGCGGACAGGCCGAUGCAGUGAGGAAGCAGGGGAGACGGGGGGGAAGAGACGAGGUGCAUGUGAUGUGGCGGCGGGUUUGGUUGUUUUUUUCUUUCGUGGAAAACGUUGCUUCUACCCGCUUGCCGGCGUAAACGGCUAGACCUUAAUGUUUUUGAUGACUUGUACUUAUUCUAGUGCUCACGAGUACUAUGGGUGGAUGGUAAAAAGGGGUGUAGGUAGAGCUAGGAUUUAUGUGUACAUAUAUGAUACCCAUUUCUAUGACAAGACGAGGUGAAGGCUAUUUGUGUUGUGGUGAAGUGUGGCAUUUGAGACCGUGCCUGGAAUUGAUCUGCCUUGCUGAUGCUUUUAACCUUGGUUGAGUUGUUGUUGUGGUGUUGUGGUGUUGUGGUGUUGCUGUGUUGUUGAUUAUGUAUGAAUUGCACAACUGCGAUGUUUACUAAAUACAGGCCUUGGGCCUUGAAUAAUGAUUGUGAAUGGACUGUAA
Messenger RNA from Diaporthe batatas, 5163 nucleotides. RefSeq lists its product as uncharacterized. The transcript is spliced from 2 exons. The record is from RefSeq and is a predicted model, not a curated record. Lineage: Eukaryota; Fungi; Ascomycota; Sordariomycetes; Diaporthales; Diaporthaceae. The coding region runs from base 1020 to 4700 and encodes 1226 amino acids.